This is a messenger RNA of Labeo rohita (rohu), 582 nucleotides long. Its product is annotated as cystatin-B-like. Gene Ontology annotation, cellular component: cytosol. The coding region runs from base 6 to 398 and encodes 130 amino acids. The transcript is spliced from 3 exons. Lineage: Eukaryota; Metazoa; Chordata; Actinopteri; Cypriniformes; Cyprinidae. The record is from RefSeq and is a predicted model, not a curated record. Gene Ontology annotation, molecular function: cysteine-type endopeptidase inhibitor activity.
UUCCAAUGUCUCGCGAUUACCAGGAAGUAAACAAUCCAGUCAGUUUUGUAGCGAGAGACGUACCAGAGUAUUUUUGUUUACUGUCUGUAUUUAAAAUGCCUUUACUUUGUGGCGGAACAACUGAGGCAAAAGAUGCCGAUGAAGAAGUGCAGAAAAUAUGCGAUGAGAUGAAGUCUCACGCCGAGGGUAAAGCUGGGCGCAAGUUUGACGUUUUCAUCGCCAAAUCUUAUAAAACACAACUUGUUGCGGGGACAAAUUACUUUGUUAAGGUGCAUGUAGGUGGGGAUGAGUACGUUCAUCUACGUGUCUAUAAAACUCUGCCCCAUGCUGGAGAAAAACUGGAGCUGACCGCCAUACAGGCAUCCAAGGCUCAUCAUGAUCCUAUUGAAUACUUCUGAAGCAAACCAAGCAAUCAUAAAUGCUGCCUAAAAUACUCAUGCAGCUCAAUGUUACCAUUUUUACAUUAACACCUGGAGAUAACUGUUAACUCAUUUAUUACAUGCAACAAAACUGUAUUACAAAACUGUAUUGAUUAGUGGGAUCAUGGGUAAAUACUACCAAUGAAACAGAGUGUGAUCAUUA